GGCAACACUGGAAUUGAGGUUAAGGUGAAAUAAUCAAAAUAAAAACAGAGGAAAAAGUGGAAGUUGUGGCUGUGCUGGCUUUUUCGUGAAAAAAUCAGAGAAAAAAAUGAUUCAAGCAGCUGGUGCAGCAUCUGGUAUUCCUGAUAAGGCUUGGCAGCCACAUUUUGUCUCCCUUGAAACAUCAAUGGGGGAAAUCGUGCUGGAAUUGUACUGGAAGCAUGCUCCAAACACCUGCCGGAACUUCGCUGAGUUGGUCCGGAGAGGCUACUACAAUGGUACGGUGUUUCACAGGAUCAUCAGGGACUUUAUGAUUCAGGGAGGUGAUCCAACAGGUACUGGAAGAGGUGGAACAUCAAUCUACGGGGGUGAAUUUGCCGAUGAAAUCCAUUCAGAUCUCAAGCAUACAGGAGCUGGAAUUCUAUCAAUGGCCAAUUCGGGUCCCAAUACCAAUGGAUCGCAGUUCUUCAUUACUCUGGCGCCAACGCAAUGGCUCGAUGGGAAGCACACUAUUUUCGGACGGAUCCACACGGGAAUGCAAGUGGUAAAGAGGAUGGGAAUGGUGGAAACUGAUAAAAAUGAUCGCCCAGUGGACAAUGUACAGAUUGUAAAAGGUCGAGUGGAGAAAUUCUAAGAGAUAAAUAAAAUUUUAUUGUAUUUUCCGGGAAA
Molecule: messenger RNA, 666 nt
Organism: Phlebotomus papatasi
Lineage: Eukaryota; Metazoa; Arthropoda; Insecta; Diptera; Psychodidae
Gene: Cypl
Product: peptidyl-prolyl cis-trans isomerase-like 1
Exons: 2
Coding region: 107-631 (174 amino acids)
Biological process (GO): protein folding; protein peptidyl-prolyl isomerization
Cellular component (GO): catalytic step 2 spliceosome
Molecular function (GO): peptidyl-prolyl cis-trans isomerase activity
Source: RefSeq, a predicted model, not a curated record